GGCAAGAGGCACUCCGAGGAGAAGAGUGGGGGUUUCAUCGCGGCCUAUCGAUAAGGAGAUGGUGGGGCACGUCAUAGCUCAUGGCCGAGGCCGGCGACCCUUUGGCCGACACUUGUGCUCCAACAAACACACCGAGUAAUCAACCAUCUGCUCACUUCCUUCACAAUCUCACUCACGGAAUCAUGGCCAAGUUACUCAAGAAGCCUCUGAAGCUUGCCUGUGUCCAGCUGUCUACCGGCGCCGACAAAGCAGCCAACCUCGCUCGCGCAAGAUCAAAGGUCCUCGAAGCCACCUCGAAAGGCGCCAAUGUCGUCGUCCUACCCGAAUGCUUCAACUCGCCCUACGGCACAAAAUACUUUCCCAAAUACGCAGAAACCCUCCAACCCUCUCCACCUACUGAAGCCCAAUCGCCAACCUUCCACGCUCUCUCCGCCCUUGCAAAGGAGAGCAAGGCAUACUUGAUCGGUGGCAGUAUCCCGGAAUACUUGGCUGACACGGAUAAACACUACAACACAAGUCUCAUCUUCGGUCCGGAUGGUAAUCUACUGGCCACGCAUAGAAAGGUUCAUCUCUUCGACAUUGAUAUUCCUGGCAAGAUCAGAUUCCAAGAGAGCGAGAUUUUGAGUCCCGGAAACAAGGUAACUCUGGUUGACCUGCCAGAGUAUGGAAAGAUUGCAGUCGCCAUCUGCUACGACAUCCGCUUCCCUGAACUCGCAAUGAUCGCAGCCAGACAGGGUGCUUUCUUGCUACUCUAUCCCGGUGCUUUUAACCUCACGACUGGUGAGUUGCACUGGAAACUUCAAGCACGUGCCAGAGCCAUGGACAAUCAGGUCUACGUGGGUCUGUGUUCGCCGGCUAGAGACAUGACGGCCGACUACAAUGCUUGGGGUCACAGCUUGAUCGUCAAUCCCAAUGCUCAGGUCCUGGGCGAACUGGAUGAAAAGGAGGAUAUUGUUUAUGCUGAUCUGGAUGGAGAUACGAUCGAGCAGACGAGAAAGGGAAUCCCUAUCUACACACAGCGGAGAUUCGAUGUUUACCCUGAUGUCAGCCAGGGUGAUGUCAAGUUCACAGAGUAAAUCACAAAAUACAUAUUACUUGACAGCUGUUUCGUUAUUGGUGACAUUAGAGACAAACGCGAAUUUCGAUUGUGAGAGUAUCAGAAGAUAUUCGUCAUCAUUUUACAACCUGCGUCGCGCUUGCCUGCUGACAUGUCUACACACAUGGCCUCGGCUCUUUCAGACUUUGCGUGCUAACUUCCUCGAAUGACACUGGACUUUUGAAGGACGCUUCGUUCUCGCCUCAACCCAAUUCCGCCUUUAUCCUUUCAAACUGGAUAUCCCUUUGGAAGACAGGUGUCGAGUUUCCCAGCCAGAGACAUGAUAUCUCGUGACCAACCAAUCUACGCCGAAUGAGGUUGUCUUCUCGGUGACGCCCUUCUCCUGUGCAAAGUAAG
Molecule: messenger RNA, 1453 nt
Organism: Aureobasidium subglaciale EXF-2481
Lineage: Eukaryota; Fungi; Ascomycota; Dothideomycetes; Dothideales; Saccotheciaceae
Exons: 3
Coding region: 81-1076 (331 amino acids)
Biological process (GO): oxaloacetate metabolic process; L-glutamine metabolic process
Cellular component (GO): mitochondrion
Molecular function (GO): omega-amidase activity
Source: RefSeq, a predicted model, not a curated record